This is a messenger RNA of Parascedosporium putredinis, 432 nucleotides long. The record is from the annotation of a GenBank genome assembly. Lineage: Eukaryota; Fungi; Ascomycota; Sordariomycetes; Microascales; Microascaceae.
AUGCAACCCAUUAUCAAAGCCUCUGUACGCUCCACCUCGGCCGUCUCCGGCCUCCGACGCCUGGAACAGGACCCCAUCACCACGCGCGUCCUUCAAGCCGUCCUAUCCGCCAUGAUUGCCCUCUCGAUCAUCUCUUGGAUGCUAACGCCCUCGUUCAAGAUGGCACACUCGCCGCACUCGAUUGCAUCCACAGUCUCCUUCCUCGCCGACGGCAACAUCUUUGGCUUCCUACCGCGCGGCGCGGAGUGGAUGUCCGAGUCGGACCUGAAACUUGCUUCGAGAGCGCCCGUCCGAGGCAACGGAGACCCACAGGCUGAAACGUUUGCUAUCCGGGCUUCCAAGGCGACCGGUCGAGCGGACGGCGAGGAUGCUGGAUCCGGAUUUUUCGCGAGGUUGAUUGCGAGCCCUCGUCGUGCUUUUGGACGGGGCUAG